GAGAGGUGUAGUGCUGGACUGUCUCAGAUCACUCCUCGGUGCUAUUGGAGGUAGACCGCAGCCGGCAGCAUGAUUCUGUUGACACUCGGACUAUAUUUUCAACUCCUCUGCUAUGUGGCAUCAUUCUCUUAUGUGGAUAAUAUAUUCCCUCAUCCAACAGAUCUCCUGUUGCUGGAAACCAGAAAGAAAUUCAACCCCUGCUGUUUACUGAGUCCGCCUCCACCCCCCCUCUUCCUUCCACCCCCUUCGCUGUGGCAGCAGGGUCCUCUGACUGUGACUGUUGUUCAACCAAAUGAAUGUAACUCAGAAGAUGAGCACAAUCCCACACCCCCCACGUGUUGCCCAGGGCCUCCAGGACCAGCAGGACCUCCUGGCAUUCAGGGUCCAGCUGGACUGCCAGGACCAAAGGGAUCAAAGGGAGAUAAGGGUGAAAUUGGAAGACCUGGACAAAAGGGACACACUGGCCUUCCUGGUCUUCCAGGGCGAAAGGGACCAAGUGGAUUGCAAGGACCAACUGGGCCUAAAGGGGAGAAAGGCGACCCUGGGCUGAUGGGCAUGCCAGGGGCAAGAGGACCAAUUGGACCCAAGGGCUUACCUGGACAUAAGGGUGAAAAAGGCUCACAAGGUUUAAGAGGUGUAACUGGCUCAAAAGGAGACAAGGGAUCAAUUGGUCUUCCUGGAAUGCUUGGGCGGAAGGGUGAAAUGGGCCCAAAAGGAGAACCUGGAAGCGCAGGGAACAGGGGACCCACCGGCCGCCCAGGAAAAAGAGGAAAGCAGGGCGCAAAAGGUGACACUGGUGCAACUGGACCCAUGGGUCCUGCAGGCCCUCAGGGGGUCCCGGGUCACCCUGGCCCUCCUGGUUUGCCCACCUCAGGACUGUACAUGGUAGGACAGAAAGGGGAGAAGGGACAAACCAGCAGAACAGGCCGCUGUGGCUGCAGUGCCGCCUCGAGUGCCAGCCCUUCCUUUGACCACUGGGGUAGCUAUCCCAGAGUUCCAGCGAUAUUUGUGGUAAAUAACGAACAGGAGCUGAACCGCCUCAAGACUGAUAAUGCUUUGGCCUUCCGUAAAGAUCAGAGGUCACUUUACUUCAAAGACACUGACGGCUGGAUGCCAAUUCAGUUAAUACCGUUCCAGUCGAUGGAGCGUGAUGCCGACCAGGAGGGCUUCUGCGGAGACAGCAUCGUGCAAGUUGAGAACAGAGAGGAGUGUGAUGACGGAAAUAAGGUGGUCACAGAUGGCUGUGUCAAGUGCAAACUUGCAUAUUGUGGGGAUGGAUAUCGCUAUGAAGAAGCAGAGGAGUGUGAUGGAAAGGAUUUUGGCUUUCACACAUGCAGAUCCUUUUUGCCUGGAUCUUAUGGAAAUCUCAAGUGCACAGCUGACUGUUUCAUUGACUCAACAAACUGCAAGUAUUUCACAUGAGGACACAAGAAAGCAGUGUCUUAUUUCAGCUGACGAGAUCCAUAUAAACGACGAAACUGAAAACGUAGAUUCAGCAAAUAAACUGAGUGUAAAAAUUAUUGAGGGAAUUAUCACAAACACAUUAGCUGAGCUGUUGACGUGAUGCUGAGAGGCCAUGUAGCUCACUCGGGAAAAGAAUGCUCAGCAAAGUCAAGGUUGUGCUUGCACACUUAAGAACUCUAACAGGACUUCAGACGCCAUUCUCUGUUUAUUCAGCCUCUGCUGCCUGCCGCUCAGCCCUGGCUCGAUGUUUGGCCAGAGUGUUUGGCCACACUAAGAGGAAACAGGUAAGUUGGGUGCCUCUUGGAGAUGGGUAAAGGACUCCUCAAUACCUCAAAGUACUGUAGUAUUGUUUCAGAGGAAAGCCGUUUUCUCCUGGUCAACCCCACCUUCCUCACACAGGAUGGUCUGUAUGUGGAAUGCAAUGUGACUUUGUUACAAUAGUAUUUUGCAUGAGGCUGAGAUUGCUGUAGACAUGUCAGCAAAGAUCAUUACCAAGGCAUGUACCUGAAAAAACAAAAGUGGCUCAUAUCUUUAAAUGUAAUAUUAUGUAGGCUUACACCACACUGGUGCUUGGCCCUGAAAGAAACCGAAUAAUUUCAUUAUCUUAAAUGACACUGAUGAUCAUUAAGGUUAGUACAGUUUUGCAUACUAGGUUCAAAAUUAGCUUGUUGCCAUUCAGCCCAAUAGUGGGUAAAUUUAAGAAAAAAAUUAAUUUAAGAGCUCAUAAAAUGGCACAAUUAUAAGCCAAAUGACUGUUUAAUCGAUAAUGAUAUUUGUUCAGAAGUACCAACAUAAAAUAUACCAUCAUUCAGUAUUUUAUAUAUAUUUUUUGAUAGUAAUCAAACAUCACAAAAAAUGAUUCAUGAUUCAGUGAGGGAGUCAAAUAUUCACUGACUGAGUCUGAUUCAAACCACUUACUCAAAAGCAAAUUCAAGGCUGUGUCGUAAAGAAAUGUUAGAUAUGCGUUUAUCAAUAAAUAUGUUAGGUAAAUGUGACCCAAAGUAAAGAGGGCACAGGAAAGGGAAUGUAUAUUCUGAUUGGAAUUCACCCUAUAAUGAUGCUUUUGUUCAUAUCUUUGCAAAUUAGGCAUCACGGUUCGCACAAUUUGUUCCUGUGUUCAAGAAACACUAGCAUGACCUCUUAUGAGAUCAGAAUCAUGAAAUCACAAAUGGAAACAAUGACUAGACUUUGAAUUUUGUUGAAGUAAGGUACAUAUUUGUCACAUUUUCGACCAUUUUACUCGCCCUUAUUUGAAACGCUACCUCUCAUAAACAAUUUUUACACUAGUUUUGGUGGUUUCUUGCCAUUUGCAUUAUGUUUCGGUGACCCAAAUGGCCAGUAAAUCCAUUUACUUACUUAGCAAAUUCCCAUUUUACGUCAGUUUGGCACAUGGCAGGUGUUAUUUUUGGACCCUAGGUAUAAAACGUGUUUUCACAGACUACUUAAUGUGAAAAAAGGCAGCAUAAACUUAAUAAUACUAAUAAACAGUAAACACAAUAAUAAUACUGACUGACGAUAUAUUAUUAUGGAUGUUUAAGAUUAGAAGACCCUGCUUUCCAGGCUCUCGGUAUGUUUUUGGGGGUCACACUUAGUUUAACAUUUUCAUCAUAUCUCAGGAAACCACUUAAAGAUAUCCAUAACCCCUCCACCUCCAUGUGUGGAGUAGGGUGCACAUAUUCCACAAUUUAGCUUAGUUCCACGCUGCUGUCUUGUGCUUCGAGAUCUUGAAGUAAAGCAAACACUGAAUGCUUAUUUAUUUGGGUUAUGGGUCUGAAGAUCUUAAAAAAUGGAGGAAUAACCCACCGAACUCAUGAGGAAACCUAAAUGUUUUAAAAGUUGGCAAUUUGUGUGAACUCAUACGAUGUGAUCUGUAGACAAACAAAGCAUGACGCUCUGUCCCUAAACUUAACUAUCAGUGGGGCGUUAAGCAGAUUGUGUGAAAAUAUAGGAAUGGGAUUGUACGAAUUCAUUCAACAUUGCCAUCAGUUCAUCAAAAUAGUUUGGAAUUGCUGUGAGGUUGUGUUGGUAAAACCAUACAGUAUGUGAAGGCUCUAAAGCUGUUUUUAAACAUUUUGUACUGUCUUCUAUUGCAGAGGUAGCAUUUAGCUGCUAUUCAGGCUAAAGACUGUUGGAUUAAGGCUGGACUGUUUAGAUUGUCCCAAAGGCUUUAAACUGAUUUAUACCCAGUGCCAAAGUCCAGUCUGAAUAUACCUCAGCAUAUAUGGUGUGCUUUAGCCUUUGUGAUUACAGGACCUGAGGUGUAGCAUAUAGCACUUACUUACUGUUAAAUUCAGUGAAUUCUUGCUUACGUAUCUUUUGAAUUACAUGACUAGUCAGUCUUCCAUAAGCUCUGAUGCAUUUGCUUCAGAAACCUCUUUGCUUACAUUUCUGGGAUGAUAUUCCUGAUUUACCUGUAGAUUUCAUGUAAAAUAUUAUGGAUAUAUUAUCGAAAUAAGUGUCUUGAAUUUAUUAUUCUGGUGAAACUGCAUGUUUAUAUUGUAUACUCUUGUUAAAAAGAGCAAAAUUGCCACACACAUUAAUGGCCUAUAACAGGCAGACAUUUUUUUAUUUAAAGUGCAAUUUGCUCGUAACUGACUGUUAUCCUCAUUUUUGUACAAAUUGAGGAAAGAUGUUAAAAUCAAAUGUUGCACAACAAACAAAUACAAAAGAGACUGAAUGUUUUGUCGUAGUGUAAUUUGAAAGCUGUUCUCAGUAUACUGUCUUGUAAUGAUGUUAAAAUAAAGCUUGAAAAGCUAA
This is a messenger RNA of Carassius carassius (crucian carp), 4221 nucleotides long. RefSeq names its product acetylcholinesterase collagenic tail peptide-like. The record is from RefSeq and is a predicted model, not a curated record. Bases 70 to 1422 code for a protein of 450 amino acids. Gene Ontology annotation, molecular function: heparin binding. NCBI's taxonomy places the organism in Eukaryota, Metazoa, Chordata, Actinopteri, Cypriniformes, Cyprinidae. The transcript has 17 exons.